Molecule: messenger RNA, 3301 nt
Organism: Serinus canaria (Common canary)
Lineage: Eukaryota; Metazoa; Chordata; Aves; Passeriformes; Fringillidae
Gene: AEBP2
Product: AE binding protein 2
Exons: 9
Coding region: 117-1706 (529 amino acids)
Biological process (GO): regulation of transcription by RNA polymerase II
Cellular component (GO): ESC/E(Z) complex
Source: RefSeq, a predicted model, not a curated record
GCGGCGGCGGCAGCGCGCACCGGCCGCGCGGGCGCGCACGGGGCCGCGCGCGCACGCCCCCGCCGUGCGCACGCCCGCGGCAGGCCCCGCGCGCGCGGCAGCGACUCGCAGGCGCCAUGGCGGCCGCUCGCUGCAGCGACAUGGCGGAGCCCCAGCGGCCCCUUCCCGGGCAGGCGGCGCCCGCCGAGGAGGAGGAGGAGGCGGAGGUGGCGGCGGAGGUGGCGGCCGCCGGUGGGGCUGGAUCCUCCUCGUUGUCGCCGCCGCCGCCGCCGCCUUCGUCCUCGGCCGCGGCGGAGCCGGAGCCGCUGCUGCUGCUGAACGGCGAGGCGGAGAGCAUGUCGGAGCCGAGCCCGGAGAGCGCCAGCCAGGCCGGGGACGGGGAGGACGAGGAUGAGGAGGAGGAAGAGGAGGAGGAGGGCGGCGAGGAGGAGGAGAGCAGCCUGGUGGGCAGCAGCAGCAGCAGCACGAGCAGCGGCUGCUGCAGCGACGAGACCCGCUCGCCGAGCCCCGGCGGCGGCAGCGAGGCCGACGCCAAGGAGGAGCCCAAGGGCCCCCGGGGCAGCCAGGAGGACGGGCCGGGCCGCGGCGGCGGCGGGGGCGGCAGCAGCUCCAGCAGCGUGUCCAGCGGCGGCGACGAGGGAUACGGCACCGGCCCCGGCACGGGCGGCGGCAGCAGCUGCGGCAGCGCCACGUCGGGGGGCCGGCGGGGCAGCCUGGAGAUGUCCUCGGACGGGGAGCCCCUGAGCCGCAUGGACUCGGAGGACAGCAUAAGCAGCACUAUCAUGGAUGUAGACAGCACAAUUUCCAGUGGGCGUUCCACGCCAGUGAUGAUGAAUGGCCAGGGAGUUGCUGCCUCCUCUGCCAAGAGCAUUGCCUAUAACUGCUGCUGGGAUCACUGCCACGCCUGCUUCAGCUCCAGCCCGGACCUGGCCGAUCACAUUCGCUCCAUACACGUGGAUGGGCAGCGAGGAGGGGUGUUUGUUUGCUUGUGGAAAGGUUGCAAAGUAUAUAAUACACCUUCAACAAGUCAAAGUUGGUUGCAGAGGCAUAUGCUGACACACAGUGGGGACAAACCUUUCAAGUGUGUAGUUGGUGGGUGCAAUGCCAGCUUUGCAUCUCAGGGAGGACUUGCCCGUCAUGUGCCCACACACUUCAGCCAGCAGAACUCUUCUAAAGUUGCCAGCCAGCCAAAGGCCAAAGAGGAAUCUCCAUCUAAAGCUGGAAUGAAUAAAAGAAGAAAAUUGAAGAACAAGAGACGGCGAUCACUACCAAGACCUCAUGACUUCUUUGAUGCACAAACACUGGAUGCUAUAAGACAUCGAGCCAUCUGCUUUAACCUCUCAGCACAUAUAGAAAGUUUAGGAAAAGGCCACAGUGUUGUAUUUCAUAGUACUGUAAUAGCUAAAAGAAAAGAAGAUUCUGGCAAAAUAAAACUCUUGCUUCAUUGGACACCAGAGGACAUUCUGCCUGAUGUGUGGGUAAAUGAAAGUGAACGACAUCAGUUAAAAACUAAAGUAGUUCAUUUAUCAAAACUACCAAAAGAUACUGCCUUGCUUCUGGACCCAAACAUUUACAGAACAAUGCCCCAGAAGAGGUUGAAGAGGAGAACUGUUAACAAGCUAUUGGGCUUCCUGUCAGUGUUAACUGAACCUAACACAUGCCAGACAAUAGAACAGCUACCAAGGGAUGAUCCUGUUGCCCUUUGAGUAUGGUGGAUAGUAAUCAUUCGUCAUUUGUGAUCUUGUGUCCUUUUGCAGCUCCCUAAAAUAUGUUGGAUUAUGGUGUUGAAACAAAUGUUGAUGGAAUGCUUGUCUUUUCCAGUCAACUCUGAAUACAUAUAGUAAGGUGGCAGGAUGUUCAGAGUGUUGCAGUCUGUCUGACCCCUUUGCAGGAGUAGUGUAGUGUGUUCAUCAGGUCUGCUUUGGUGUGAUCUGUAGCAGUGGAGGGGUUUGGGAAACCUCAGUGUAAGCAGUCAGUGUUACUGGUGAUUUAUUUUGCUUUUUUGACCCUCUAGGAUCCCCAUUCACUUGUAAAGUAUACUUUAUUUGGCCUAAUGUUUUCUAGAUGUAAAGAAAAUGGUAUUUUUUAAAAAAAAAAUUAAUCUAGAAAUUCAAUCCUUUAUGCACCAAAGUUGGCUUUGAAAAGGAAAGUAAAAUCAUUUUCUUGCUUAAUAAGCAAGGAGCCGUGGAUUUUUUUUAACUGACAAAUAGAGAUGCGUCUAACCUGUUAGUCUUUGUAUGGAGACAAAAAUGUUGCAUAUAGAUAAUAGGACAUUGCUUGUAAAUAUUUCAGCAGAUUUGUAAUAUAUUUUUAUAUUAUGAAAUGUACUGUAGAUGUUUUUCUAGAGGCAUGAAAGUUAAAAUGUAUAUAUUACGGUAGAAAUAAUAUUGAAGGAUAUUGUAAUUCACUAGUGCUGCCAGAAGAAUUGUUUAAAAAAAGCACCUUCCUUAACAGUAAAAAAACCUUCUUUUACAUACCUAAGGGACUAUAUACUACUGUUAGUAUCUGUUGUAAGAACAAAAAUACAUUGAACAUCCUUCCCAGAAAUCUUAGAGGGAUGAAUAGUACCCAUAAUUAAUUCAUGGCACUCCUUUCUAAUAGUGAACACAAAAUUAGUUUUUUCCUCGCUGUCGGAAGGAACUAAUAUGUAAAAUUUGUAUGGAUAUAUGCAGUCAAACUGCAGAGUUAGUCCUCCUUAUUGGGGAGGAAUUUACUACAGUGAAACUAAUAACCAGCAGUUUUUACACUAAAUUUUUAUUAAAUAGAUUAAGACUUAAAGUAACCCUUUGGUUGCAGAAGUGAGCAUAUCCUAAUGUAAUACAAAUGCGUUCUGCAUUGGUACUGACACGAGUCUUGCUUAGCUCCAGUGGGUUAAAAAUGUUACUUAUAUACACAAAAAAAUAAUCUUAUCAAGGAUAUGAAGUGCAGAUUAAAAGCACCACUAAUAUAAGAUGUUCUGGAAUGGUUGUUUAAUAAGGGUAUUAUUCAUAAAAUCUGUAGUGAUGUGACUUUAUUUUUGGAAGAAAUGCAGUGUUUUGUUUUUUUUUUUUUUUUUUUUUUGCUUGAGCACUUCACCUACUGCUUUUUCUGUACCUAUAAAGUAAUCCAUAAUCUUUGUUUCUUUUUUUUUUUAAUUUGUUAUAAAAUUGCCAAAUAGAAGUGUUUCAGAUAUAGUUUGUAUUUGUAUUUUUUUAAUUUUAUUGCUUCAUGAGUUUCUUGUAAGUCAUUUAUAAUUGACAGAUGAUUGUAGACCUUGCCUGAGUAUUUUUUCUAAUAAAACAAAGCAAACAAACCUCAUAAG